CUUCUACAAACAAACUACUACUCUAAUAAUCCAUCACAACUCCACACUCCACACUCCACACUCCACUCCGAGUAUACACCAUGUCCCCCGACAAGCACAACGACGUCCCCGCUCCCGCCUACCGCGAGACCGAAAUGCCCCAGGCAAUGUCUUCAACCCCCAUAAUCAUCGAGCCGGACCACGCAUACGUCCAGCCCCAGCAGGACCAAACACACAUCCAACCGGACCACGCCUACGCCCAACCGGCCCAACCAGACCACGCAUACCCCCAGCCAACACAAACCCCCAUCCAUACACAAACCCCCAUCCACACACAACAACUACCACCCCAACAACCCGUCAACUCCCAAUACCCAACAGCCACACCCCUCCACGCGCUCCAAAAAUCGCCCGCGCCGGUUGACUGCCCGGCAUGCGGCCAGCGCGAGAUGACACAGGUUAUCAUGGAGUCGGGAAAUACGACACAUGCUUGGGCGGCGAUUGUGUGCAUCUGUUGUUGUCUGGGGUGUCUGCCGUACUUGGCGUCGUCGCUUAAGGACGCGAACCAUCAUUGUGCCAAGUGUGGGGUGUUGUUGGCGACGUGGCAUAACAGUGGGAAUGUUGAGGUUGUGCAUGGUAGGCAGCGCCAGGCGCAGGCGAAGAAGGAGAAGAAGGAAAAGAAGUGAUCGAGCUGCUUCUGAGUUUUCGUGGAUUAGUUUUGUUUAUUUUGUUUCGAUUGGUGAUACCAUAUUGUAUUGUUUUUGGAGUUGGAUAUCGGUUUUGGAUAUCAUAAUAAUACAUUGCAUUCGUGAG
Messenger RNA from Aspergillus glaucus CBS 516.65, 792 nucleotides. RefSeq lists its product as uncharacterized. NCBI's taxonomy places the organism in Eukaryota, Fungi, Ascomycota, Eurotiomycetes, Eurotiales, Aspergillaceae. The record is from RefSeq and is a predicted model, not a curated record. Bases 81 to 665 code for a protein of 194 amino acids. The transcript is spliced from 2 exons. Gene Ontology annotation, molecular function: zinc ion binding.